This is a messenger RNA of Nycticebus coucang (slow loris), 2065 nucleotides long. RefSeq names its product dynactin subunit 5 (gene DCTN5). The coding region runs from base 145 to 786 and encodes 213 amino acids. The transcript is spliced from 7 exons. The record is from RefSeq and is a predicted model, not a curated record. NCBI's taxonomy places the organism in Eukaryota, Metazoa, Chordata, Mammalia, Primates, Lorisidae.
GAGCAAUCGAGCGGGGCCGCCUAGAGGAAAGCCGAGCGGCGACGAGACCGGAAGUGGGGGAGCAGCCGGAAGCCGCCGGCGUCUCAGACAGACAAACUGACAGUCUGUGACAGGAUCCCUAGCUGCGGAAAGGAGGCGGUGGCCAUGGAGUUGGGCGAGCUGCUGUACAACAAGUCCGAGUACAUCGAGACGGCAUCUGGGAACAAAGUUAGUCGCCAGUCAGUGUUGUGUGGAAGCCAGAACAUCGUUCUUAAUGGCAAGACCAUUGUGAUGAAUGACUGUAUUAUCCGAGGAGAUCUGGCAAACGUUAGAGUUGGACGCCACUGUGUUGUGAAGAGUCGUAGUGUCAUAAGGCCACCAUUCAAGAAAUUCAGCAAAGGUGUUGCAUUCUUUCCAUUACAUAUUGGGGACCACGUCUUUAUUGAGGAAGAUUGUGUGGUCAACGCAGCUCAGAUUGGUUCCUACGUUCAUGUUGGCAAGAACUGUGUGAUUGGGCGCCGGUGUGUGUUAAAAGACUGCUGCAAAAUUCUUGACAACACAGUAUUACCUCCAGAAACUGUGGUCCCACCAUUCACUGUCUUUUCAGGAUGCCCAGAUCCGACUCUGGACCAUCACUGGGGCUUAUUAACAUUGCUGCUAUUGACUCUUUGUGUUCAGCUUUCUGGAUUAGUUGCAGUUUGCAACAAUGGACUGAGAGCCUUCUUCUACUUCCUUCACUUUCCUCCCAGUACACACACCUUCGUAAGGGGUACCACCUAUUCCCUAGGACUACACUUUUAUAUGUGAUCUUACCUAUCAUGACACUGCCUCAGCCCUGCUUCAGCUUAUUGGCCAGAGUUGUGCUAUCUCUGAAUUGAUGCCUCAGAGUCAGGUAAAAAAUGUCCAUACAGAAACUUAAGGAGAAAGCCACCUGGUUUUCUAAGAUAGACUUUUAUGGUUAAUGGGAUUUAUUUUAACUGGAUUAAUCCAAGACCUCCAAUAGGUAGAACAGAAUAAUCCAAGACCUCCAAUAGGAGAACCUCCAUACUGCAAGUUGGUCUUACAUUUUUGCAUGGGGUCCUACUGGCAAUAAUUUUGCUGUAAAGAAACUUUGGCAAGGAGGUAGACGGUGCAGAAAAGAGACAAUACAGCAGGCUUAUGACUACUCUCCUUAGAAAAACCUGUUUCCAAGGAUAGCCCGUAACUAGCAUCUAGGAGCAUGGAUUUCAGGAGGGUUCUCACCAUCCCCUAAAAUUUAGGAGUGUCCAAAGUGCAGCCUCUGGGUCGCAUGAAAAUUAUUUGAGGACUGUUUUACUUAUCUGUGGUGUCGAAUAUUGUAAAAAGUAUGCAUAGACCUUUUCUUUUUUUCAUCAGCUUUCAUUAGUGUUUGUGUAUUUAAUGUGUACCCAAGUCAACUUUUAUUUUUCCAAUGUAUGGCAGAAAAAGAAAAAAGGUUGGACACCCAUGCCUGCCUAAAUGAUGAGGGUGGCUUACUGGGCCCUAACUGUUCAUGCAAACAAUGCAGUUUAUGCUAGACACUGGCAUAAACUCCUAAACUCCUUCUGGGAGUCUGGGAUUUUGGUAUGCAUUAGAGGAUGAUAUGACCAAUGCCAAUAAAAACCUUGGGCUCUGAGUCUCUAUCAAGCUUCUGUGGUACACAUUUCACAUGAGCUGUUAUAACUCAUUGCUGGGGGAAUUAAGUGUGUCCUGUGUGACUCCACUGGGAGGAGGACUCUAAGAGGCUUCUGCUUGUUUUUUUCUGGUUUGGCCCUCAUGCCUUUUUCCUUUGCUGAUUUUGCUUCAUAGCCUUUCACUGUAAUAAAAUAUAGCUACGAGUAUGACUAUAUGCUAGGUUUUGAGUCUCUUAGUGGAUCUUCAUAUUGGGAGGUGGCAUUGGGUACCCCCAACAUGGCAGGCACAAAGGAGACUUACGGGGUGUUGGUAGUGUUCUCUUUCUCAGUCUGGGUGCUGUUUACAAUGAGAGAAUUCGGUUUGUGAAAAUUCAUUGAACAGUACAAUUAUGUAUGAUAUGUAUAUUUUUUGUGUAAAUAUAUCAAAUUUCAAUAAAAAGUUAAAAUAGCAUUUA